Chlorella variabilis is the source of this 2950-nucleotide messenger RNA. RefSeq lists its product as hypothetical. Lineage: Eukaryota; Viridiplantae; Chlorophyta; Trebouxiophyceae; Chlorellales; Chlorellaceae. The record is from RefSeq and is a predicted model, not a curated record. The coding region runs from base 48 to 2822 and encodes 924 amino acids. The transcript is spliced from 16 exons.
AGCUCGUCCGGCCCGGGAAGAGCUCUGGAGCCGCUGCUCUGAGCCAUAUGAGGCCCCCCGAGGGGGCCGCUUCCUCAGCCUUUACUUACACACACUGCACGCUACACAGUCCAGCUCGCCAUCAGCAGCUAGCACAACCCUUGCGAGACGGCCGCAGCUUGCAGACGCCACGGCACCCCAGGCGGCAGCAGCGAGCUCCACCACUCUCCUCUGCGGCUGGUUAUGCAGGCAGCAGCUAUGGUGGGGGCAGCAGCAGCAGCAGCGUACCCCGCAGCACCGUAAAGGUGUACGAGGCGGCCAAGCAGGACAGCGGCAAGCGCAUCGUGGCCGAGACGGUGGUGCAGGCGCCCGUGGACGUGGUGUGGCGGGUACUCACCAACUACGAGCGGCUGGCCGACUUUGUGCCCAACCUGGAGAGCUGCGAGCGGCUGCCCAGCCCUCGCACCGGCCGGGUGUGGAUCCGGCAGCGGGGGUGCAGCCAGGGCGUACUGUGGCGUCUGGAGGCGGAAGCGGUGAUCGCGGUUGAGGAGGUUCGGCUGCCGCUGGGCCGGCGAGAAGCGCGGUUCAACAUGGUCGAUGGCGAUUUCAAGGAGAUGAGCGGGCGCUGGGUGGUGGAGCCGGACCCUAGCAGUGCAGUGGGCAUGGCCACGUUGCUGCGGUUUGACAUCACCGUGCAGCCCAAGAUCUCUCUGCCCAGCUCUGUCGUCAGUUACGUGGUGCGAGCGGGCCUGCCCGCAAACAUACAGGCAGUGUCGCGCAGGGCAGAGGAGAUAGCUGCCACCAAGCUGCGAGCAUCUGGCCUGGCUCGGUGGGCAGGUAUCGAGGACGACCCACCAAUUCCAGUGCAGCUGCCACCACCAGAAGUGGGAAGGCUGUCCUGGGAGCAGGAGGUCGCAGAGGAGCAGGCCGCGCGUUGUGCUGCAGCAGCAGUGGACGAGGCUUCUAGACAGCGGCGGCAGGCAGAGGGCAGGGAUGACACGCUCCCCAGCAAGGGCCCCUUUUGGCGCCUGACCGGCAGCACGUUUCCUGAGGCUGCCCCUCUGACUGCGGAUCGACAGCGACAGCAGCAGGGGGCGGGGCCUGCCGAUCCGCAGCCGCAGCAGGAGGAGCAGACGUUACGGCCGCUGCAGCUGCAACAGCAGGCCGACCCGCAGUCUCUGUACCUCGGGGUUGUGUCUGUGCCGUUGCCACCCGCAGGCAACCGCAGCACCAUGCAGCCUGAGACGCAGGACGAGCUCAACCAGCGACAGGAGGUGAAGGAGCAGUUGCAGGCAGCAUACCCAGCCUUUGGGCUGAGGCGGGCAGACAGCCGCGCCAGCAGCAACGGGUCCAGCACUGUCAGCCCCACCUCCAACGCGCUGCCUGUGCCAACUGGCCUGGGGAGCAGUGGCAGCAGCCGUGCUGUGCCUGCUGGAGCUGCCGAGGUCCACCUGCGCCGGUUGGACACCUUUGACAUGCUGCACCGGCGAGCCGUGGCCGCUAUCACCAUAGAUGCCUCUCCAGAGGCUGUGUGGGAUGUGCUGACAGACUAUAAUCGGCUGGCGGAGUUCAUACCCAACCUGGCAGUUAGCCAGCGCAUUGCGCUGCCUAGCAACGCGCCCGCCAACAUUAUCCGCAUACGGCAGGUUGGUUACAAGCGGAUGCUCUACAUGUGCCUGCAUGCUGAGAGUGUGCUGGACCUCAUCGAGAAGCCGCAGGGCGAGAUCCAGUUUCGCCAGGUGGCAGGCGACUUUGAGCGGUUCCAGGGCAAGUGGAUGCUUCAAGGGCUGCCAUUAUCUGGCAACAGCAGCAGCACCACCAGCGAUGCGGAGCCUUCUGCUUCACAGACCCAGCUCAAGUAUGCUGUGGAGAUUGUCAUUCCUCGUUCGACCCGCAUGCUGGGAGUGCUGGAACCGCUUCUGGAGCGCACCGUCUUCGAGGAUGUGCCCUCCAACCUCGCCGCCAUCAAGCAGCGCGUGGAAAGCUUGCAGGCCGAGCGCGACAUUCGGCGGCUUGAAGAGGCGGGAGAGAGCGCUGCUGCCACAGCGCUGCGACACAUGGUGGAUGACUUUGCUGUCUUGGUGGCGGAGUUGGAGCGCUGCUUUGGCACCAAUGGGGUGCUGCCGACUCGCAGCGAGCUUCGCGAGAUGAACAGGCGGCCCAAGGGCUACUGGGAUUCUCCAGAAAAUGUGAGGGCCGAGCUGGACGAAUUCAUUGAGGAGCAGGGCCUUCCCCCGGGUGGGUGCAGUAGCAAGUCGUUCAUGCAGUCAGCGCUCCAUGGUAAUCGAUAUGCCAUGCGUCUGGUUGGGCGGAAAUGCCGGCUGCCUUACCUGGCAUUCUCACCCGUUCUGGAGGCCUUAUGCCCGCAAAAGAUGACUUUGUACGGGGCAGGGCGGUAUGACAUUGCGCGAGCUGUGGAGCGCUGGGGAGGGCUGUACGAGCUUGCCGGCGAGCUGGGAUAUGCUGUGACUGGCAGCCGCAAGCCUGGCUUUAGCGAGUGGCAGGAGCACAUCAGCGAGCUGGCUGCAAGCACAGGGCUAAGUGGCAGGGAGGGCCUGUUUGAGCUGGCCUCCAAGACAUAUGCAGCACGGCGCAGCAUGCAGGGCAGCGUGGAUGGUGGGGAGGACAUGGCACUGGCCGACAUCCUCACGGCUGAUGCUGUUGGAGCGAGGGCCGCCAGUGCCAACAGCAAGGCCUCCGCUGAGAAUGGCGCCAUCGUCGGCAGGAGCAGCAGCAGCGCUAAGGGCGCUGGCACUGGCAAAGCGAAGACCAAACCAGCCACCACCACUACAAAGCGCAAUCGCGUUGCUCCCAACAUACGAGAGGAAAUAGAUGCCUGGUAGUGGCAGGAGGCUCACGAGAGUCAGUCGCAGGAAUUGGCAACACCUUAUCAUUUCAUCCCUGGCAUUUCAUUUCAUUCACUGUGCUCCGGUGCUAACACCUUUGUACCAUGCUAAAUUACAAUUAGGCG